Molecule: messenger RNA, 2067 nt
Organism: Plasmopara halstedii
Lineage: Eukaryota; Oomycota; Peronosporomycetes; Peronosporales; Peronosporaceae
Product: translation initiation factor eif-2b subunit
Exons: 2
Coding region: 1-2067 (688 amino acids)
Biological process (GO): biosynthetic process
Cellular component (GO): eukaryotic translation initiation factor 2B complex
Molecular function (GO): guanyl-nucleotide exchange factor activity; translation initiation factor activity; translation initiation factor binding
Source: RefSeq, a predicted model, not a curated record
AUGAGUGAAAAUACGCGUGAGGUGCCUCUCCAGGCUGUGGUCUUCGCUGACUCGUUUACAGAGACGUUUCGCCCCAUUACACUUGAGCUGCCUAAGGUUCUUCUACCUCUUGCUAACGUUCCAAUGCUCGAAUAUUCGCUUGAAUUUCUAGCCGCUUCGGGAGUCCAAGAAGUUUUACUCUUUUGCACAUCUCAUACUGAGAUUAUUGAAGACUUUAUUAAGAAUGAAUCUCAAGUGUCCAGACGUGUUAAUGUCAAGUGUAUUAGUAGUCCAAGUUGUCUUACAGCAGGUGAUGCAUUGCGUGAAUUAGAUCGUCAGCAAUUAGUACAAAGUGAUCCGUUCAUUUUAAUGAGUGGUGAUGUCGUGGCCAAUGUUGAUCUUCAAUCUGUGAUUCGAGAACACAAACAACGCAAGAAAAUGGAUUCCAACUCUAUUAUGACAAGUAUAUUCAAAGAAUUACGUCCGAGUUGUACCACAAGUGUUCGACCUUUAGACACAGAACUUAUCGUUGGGAUUGACGCUGUCACAUCUCAACUUGUGCUAUACGAAGAUGAACCGGAACACCGUAGCCAACGACUUGCUACACUUUUUUUCGAAGAUCAUGCACAAAUUGCAGUACAUAGUGAUUUUCUCGAUUGUUACUUAGAUAUUUGUUCAUCGGAAGUUUUACUCAAGUUUGCUGAAGAUUUUGAUUAUCAAGAUCUUCGUCGCGAUUUCUUGCAUAAUGAAGUUCAAAAUUACGAAUUGGGAAAGAAAUUUUUUGCGAAAGUUGUGACACAAGAAUUUGCUGCACGAGUGAUGGAUCCACGAACAUAUGCUGGUGUCUCACGUGCAAUUUUACAACGUUGGGUAUUUCCUAUGGUACCUGAUGCGAAUUAUCUUGGUACUAGUGCUACAACGCAGUAUGUGUAUUUACGUGGAAUGCGAUAUAAGGAUACAAAUGUGACAUUAGCAAGGACAUGUGAUAUACAGCAAGAAUGUAUAAUAGGAACAUGCACGACGAUUGGAGAAUAUUCACGUGUACAUAAGAGUGUGAUUGGUCAAAAAUGCGUGAUCGGACAGAAUGUAGUGAUCGAUGGUAGUUUUUUAUGGUCGAAUGUCGUUGUAGAAGAUGGCGCUGUUAUCACAAAUGCGAUCUUAUGUGAUAAUGUCAUUAUUAAGCGUGGUGCUGUCAUAAGUGAAGGUUGUAUCCUUUCGUUUGGUGUUGUGAUUGGAGAAAACUUUACUUUGGCACCAUUUACAAAAGUGACAAAAAAAAUUGCUAUGAUUGAUUCAAAUGAUUUUUUUUCAGAUGACGAUGAAGAGACAGUUGUGAACAAGAAACAAGUUUUAGAUACAACACAAAUGCAAUGGAAUGUUAACGAGGUUGGAAUUGGUGGCAGUGGGCGUGUCUGGACUUUAGAAGACGAUGAGAUUGAUGUGGAAUUUGAUAGUGAAGAUGAGAGUGAUGAAGAGGUUGUUAAAGCCAAGAAAAGGAUCCUUCGCUUUGAAAAGCUUCAAAGUCAUCUCAUUGGAGCUCAAGAUGUUAUUAUUCGUGAAAACGUGUGUACGGGAGAAGCUGCUGGGCAUAAUGUCGAUGAUUUGUUUAUGGAGAUCAAAAGCUUUAAAUUUGCGCAGAAUCGAUCCUUUGCUGAAGUGAUUGGAGCGAUUAUACCAGGAUUGCUGGAUCUUGUACCCACAGGGAUCGGACAGUCGGCUUUGACAAGUCUAGCGAGCGUGCGAACAAAGUUUCAAAGAUGGAAUACAGUCAUUCAACGAUGUUUAGUGGAAGAAACCGACCAGCUCGCGAUUGUGGAAGCAUUAGAGAGAUAUUGUACCGAACCAAAAGACCGUCGAGAGGUGUGGCUUCCACUUUUUCGGUUCUUAUUACAGAUUGUGUACGAUCUUGAGUGGGUGAGUGACGACGUGAUUCUUCAAUGGUACAAAACAAAACAAACAUUUUCAAAUAAUGAAAAUUGUCACGAUGCUUUAGCAGCUGCAUCCAAAAAGGAUGUACAAGAAUUUAUUGAUUGGCUUCAAGAAUCUGAUAAUGAAGACAGUGAUGAUGAGAAUUCGAACGAAGAGUGA